Micropterus dolomieu (smallmouth bass) is the source of this 7305-nucleotide messenger RNA. RefSeq names its product ATPase plasma membrane Ca2+ transporting 3b (gene atp2b3b). NCBI's taxonomy places the organism in Eukaryota, Metazoa, Chordata, Actinopteri, Centrarchiformes, Centrarchidae. Gene Ontology annotation, molecular function: PDZ domain binding; ATP binding; P-type calcium transporter activity. Gene Ontology annotation, biological process: calcium ion transmembrane transport; regulation of cytosolic calcium ion concentration. The transcript is spliced from 26 exons. Gene Ontology annotation, cellular component: membrane; intracellular membrane-bounded organelle. The coding region runs from base 726 to 4709 and encodes 1327 amino acids. The record is from RefSeq and is a predicted model, not a curated record.
UCGUCUUUCAUCCCUCCACUCCUUCGGACUCCAGGAGCUGCCGCAGCCCCGGUCCCCCCCCUGUCUCCUCUCAUCCGGUUUGGGACAUUCUCCGCUCCACGCACACGCAGAUUAACGGGGAUUCUGCCUCCCCGCCCGCGCGCUGAUGCUGAUGUCCUUGAGCUCGGCCUGCACGGUCCUGGUGGUGCAGCAAUAGCUACCUCUGAACUGGAUCCACUUCCUGUCUCUGAUUCAUCAGCCGCCUUUGCCCCGCUCGCCCCUCUCUCCAUCCUUCAAUCAUCCCUCCAUCCCCGUCUGUACGUCUGUCAGCCCGUCUGUCCGUCCGUCCGUCCGUCCAUGGACUGGCCGUGACCCUGGAGGGAGGGGGACAGAAACGAGGAAAGAGCGGAGUCGCAGAGGAGACGAAGGAAAAGAAAGCUGGAUUCAUUCAGAUAUCACGCUUCUGAAGUGCCCCUGCUCGCUGUCCUUGAUCCCCCUCAACCUCCUCCUCCUGUUAUGGAGAAUUAAAGGAGCAGUGGGAGGCUAGGCCGAGAUAGUGAGGAGAAACAAACAAACAACAAACGCCCCUUUGAUGCCCCUAACCUAAAUUUUUUAAAAGGUUUUAAGUGUAUCAACGUAUUAGCAAAUUUUUUACAUGAUCAACCCUCCACCAAACAAACGAAAGUGGAACUGAGUUGAGGACAGGAGAGAAGGGAGGACCAAAACAGACAAAAAACCUUACUGACAUGUCAACAACAGCCACGAUGGGUGAAAUGGCAAACAGUGCUGUGGAGUUUUAUCCCAAAGGGACUCGAGCCGGGAGCGGAGGAGGAGGAAGGGCAGAUGGCAGCCAUGCAGGGGGGGACUUCGGGGUCACGGUGGAGGAGCUCAGGGAGCUGAUGGAGCUCCGAGGGGCCGACGCCCUGCAGAAGAUCCAGGACAGCUACGGAGACACAGAGGGGCUCUGUCAAAGACUACAGUCCAGCACCACUGAUGGUCUCAGUGGGGACCCGGCAGACAUGGAGCGUCGGUACCAAACGUUCGGCCAUAACUUCAUCCCCCCGAAGAAGGCCAAGACUUUCCUGGAGCUCGUGUGGGAGGCCUUACAGGACGUCACUCUCAUCAUCUUGGAGGCCGCUGCCAUCAUCUCCCUCGGCCUCUCUUUCUACCAGCCUCCAGGAGGGGACUCCGAAUCAUGUGGGAACGUGGCGGUGGGAGGAGAGGAUGAAGGCGAGGGCGACACCGGCUGGAUUGAGGGUGCGGCCAUCCUGCUGUCUGUCGUGUGUGUCGUCCUGGUGACGGCGUUUAACGACUGGUCCAAAGAGAAGCAGUUCCGGGGUCUACAGAGUCGGAUUGAACAAGAACAGAAGUUCACUGUCGUGCGGAAAGGAAAUGUCAUCCAGAUCCCCGUGUCUGACAUGGUGGUGGGGGACAUGGCCCAGGUCAAAUACGGGGACCUUCUGCCAGCUGAUGGUAUCUUGGUCCAAGGCAACGACCUGAAGAUAGACGAGAGCUCUCUUACAGGAGAGUCUGACCACGUACGCAAGUCUGUGGAUAAGGACCCCAUGCUGCUCUCAGGUACCCAUGUGAUGGAGGGCUCAGGCAGGAUGCUGGUGACAGCUGUGGGUGUCAACUCGCAGACGGGCAUCAUCUUCACCCUGCUGGGUGCUGGAGAGAUGGAGGAAGAUGGGAAGGAGAAGAAAGGAAAACAACCUGAUGGAGCUGUGGAGAACAAUCAGAACAAAGCCAAGAAGCAGGACGGGGGUGUUGCCAUGGAGAUGCAGCCCCUGAAAAGUGCAGAGGGAGGGGAGGUAGAGGACAGAGAGAAGAAGAAGACCAGCGUUCCCAAGAAAGAGAAGAGUGUGUUGCAGGGCAAGCUCACCAAACUGGCUGUUCAGAUUGGCAAAGCGGGUUUGGUGAUGUCAGCCAUCACCGUCAUCAUUCUGGUGCUGUACUUUGUCAUCAACACGUUUGUCGUUGAAGGUCGCACGUGGUUGACAGAGUGCACUCCGAUUUACGUCCAGUACUUUGUCAAGUUCUUCAUCAUUGGAGUCACUGUGCUGGUAGUGGCUGUCCCAGAGGGCUUACCUCUCGCCGUCACCAUCUCUCUGGCUUACUCCGUCAAGAAAAUGAUGAAGGACAACAACCUUGUGCGCCACCUGGAUGCGUGCGAGACAAUGGGCAACGCCACGGCCAUCUGUUCCGACAAGACCGGAACCCUCACCACCAACCGCAUGACUGUGGUGCAGAGUUUCAUAGGUGAUGUGCACCACCGUGUGGUCCCGGACCCUGGACAGAUAAACCCCCGGACACUGGAUCUAUUAGUCAAUGCUAUCGCCAUCAACAGCGCCUACACCUCCAAGAUCUUACCGCCUGAUGUGGAGGGGGGUCUGGCUAAGCAGGUGGGCAACAAGACUGAGUGUGGGCUGCUGGGAUUUGUAUUAGACCUACAGCGGGACUACGCCCCUGUCAGAGAGCAGGUCCCUGAGGAGAGUCUGUACAAGGUGUACACGUUCAACUCGGUGCGUAAAUCCAUGAGCACAGUGAUCAAGCUGCCUGACGGUUCCUUCCGCCUCUACAGCAAAGGAGCCUCUGAGAUCUUGCUGAAGAAGUGUUCCUACAUCCAAGAUGCAAAUGGAGAACCACGCACUUUCCGCCCACGUGACAGAGAUGAGAUGGUCAAACAGGUGAUUGAACCAAUGGCGUGUGAAGGGUUGAGGACCAUCUGCAUUGCAUACCGUGACCUGCCGUGUAAUCCGGAGCCAGACUGGGAAAACGAGGCAGAAAUAGUGACAGAGCUGACCUGCAUCUCUGUGGUCGGGAUAGAGGACCCUGUGCGACCUGAGGUGCCUGAUGCCAUCCGUAAGUGUCAGCGUGCAGGCAUCACGGUGCGGAUGGUGACUGGUGAUAACAUUAACACAGCCAGGGCCAUUGCUGCUAAAUGUGGCAUCAUCCACCCUGGAGAUGACUUUAUCUGUAUAGAUGGCAAGGAAUUCAACCGACGAAUCAGAAACGAGAAAGGAGAGAUUGAACAGGAACGUAUUGACAAAAUCUGGCCCAAACUUCGCGUGUUGGCUCGAUCCUCACCAACCGACAAACACACACUGGUUAAAGGCAUCAUCGACAGUACCGUCCUAGAGCAGAGGCAGGUCGUUGCAGUAACAGGCGAUGGAACCAAUGACGGACCAGCUUUGAAGAAGGCUGAUGUGGGCUUUGCCAUGGGUAUUGCGGGGACAGACGUGGCGAAAGAGGCGUCUGACAUCAUCCUCACUGAUGACAACUUCAGCAGCAUUGUCAAGGCGGUGAUGUGGGGACGAAAUGUCUACGACAGCAUCUCCAAGUUCCUGCAGUUCCAGCUCACGGUCAACGUAGUGGCUGUCAUAGUGGCCUUCACCGGGGCAUGCAUCACUCAGGACUCUCCUCUGAAGGCCGUGCAGAUGCUGUGGGUGAAUCUGAUCAUGGACACGUUUGCUUCGCUGGCCCUGGCCACCGAGCCCCCCACUGAGGCCCUGUUGCUACGGAAACCCUAUGGUCGGAACAACCCGCUAAUCUCACUGACCAUGAUGAAGAACAUCCUGGGCCAUGGAGUGUACCAGCUGAUCAUUAUCUUCACGCUGCUGUUCAUAGGCGAGCACAUUUUUAACAUCGACAGCGGCCGCAACGCUCCGCUCCACUCCCCUCCCUCUGAGCACUACACCAUCAUCUUCAACACCUUUGUUCUCAUGCAACUUUUCAACGAGAUCAACGCUCGCAAGAUACACGGAGAGAGAAAUGUCUUUGACGGCAUAUUUGCCAACCCCAUCUUCUGCUCCAUCGUUCUGGGGACCUUCGCCGUGCAGAUCGUGAUUGUGCAGUGGGGAGGGAAGCCCUUCAGCUGUGCUCCUCUCAACAUGGAGCAGUGGCUGUGGUGUCUGUUCGUGGGAGUUGGAGAGCUGCUUUGGGGGCAGGUGAUCGCCACGGUGCCAACAGAGCGGCUGCCAUGCCUGAAGGAGGCGGGGCUGGGUCUGGAGCCCGGGGAGGAGGAAGGGGAGGAGAUGGCAGAGGAUGAGGAGGAGAUCGACUGUGCUGAGAGAGAGCUGCGCCGCGGACAGAUCCUCUGGUUCAGAGGCCUCAACCGCAUCCAAACCCAGAUGGAGGUAGUGAGCACGUUCAAGCGAAGCGGUUCGUUUCAGGGAGCGGUGAGACGGCGCUCCUCCGUGCUCAGUCAGCUCCACGACAUGCGAGUGGUGAAAGCAUUCCGUAGUUCGCUGUACGAGGGCCGGGAAAAACCGGAAUCCCGCAACUCCAUCCACAACUUCAUGGCCCACCCGGAGUUCCUCAUCAACGACCUCAUCCACAACAUCCCGCUGAUUGACGACACUGACGUGGACGACGAAUCAGAGCUCAGCAGAUACCAGCACCUGCACCCGGCCCUCCGCAAACCGCCACCCCCUCCCACCCAGCCCCAGCCCCCGGCCCGCACUCGCCCCACCCGCCCUUACCGUCAGUACAGCCUCCCGGUGACCCCGUGCAACCGAAACAACAACAACAACAGCAGCAGCAGCAGCAGCAGCAGCAGCAGCAUCAGUUCAACAGUCACCCACAGCAACGAAAACAGCACCAACCAGGACCGGAGCCCCCAUCACCACCUCCGCCACCAACACCACCAUAACCAUCAUGGCAGGGACAGGCCGAUGAAACCCUCUGCUCCACACCUGGCCCAUCUCUACUGCGUGGAGACGUCCUUAUAACUGAGCUGAACGUGGGUUGGUGGGAGAGGAGAAGGGGAAGGGAGUCUUGGGGAGGGGGAAGAAAGGGGAGCGGAAGAGAGGGCUGAGGACACACAUGACAUUUUCAUCCGUCUCCUUUACAACAAGCUAAGAGGAAGGAGCGAAGGACGAGGGAGGUACAGGAGGGAGUGGACAAUGGCUGGAGACUUCUGCUCGCAACUCCCUGAGAACAUUGCGACUUUCCCUCCCUUUGCCCUUGCGCCAGCUCUCUCAGUCAACCCCCACCCUCCCCAACACCACCACCCCCGCCUCCCCCUCCACCCUCGAACCCACCUCCCCGUCUGACAGCCUACCUGAAGAUCCCGCCCACCCCACCCUGCCUGAACCUCACGCACACUUGUCACACAAACGCACAGGUCUGCUCUCGCUGCGUUGUCCUGAGCGACGGUGGGUUGGGGAGGGAGGGGGACGGACAUCCAAAAAACGACACAUCCCUCAACGCUUCAGCAUUAACAGGGCCAUGUCAGGGCCAGAGGCUGACUCACUCUGUUUCUAUUGGUGUUCAUCAUUAGUGUUGUUGUCAUUACCCUCCUACCUACCUGCCAUGGCACCAUAGUCACUACCACCAUUGUUUAUCUGGCUCGAAUCGAAAGCCACUUUUAAGUCACUACUUUGCUUGCGGUAUAAGUAAAACGCUUUGUUAAAUCUUGAACUAGACUUCAUACAAUUCCGUCCUUUGGUUCAUUUAUUUCUCAACAUGAUGGUGCUCAUUCAUUUCUUUCUUUUUACAUUUCUUUCUGUUCUUUUUUCUCUCUUUGAAAUUUUUACAUGGGACAUAUUUUCUUUUCUUUCAUUCCUCUCUUCUCUUUCAGUGUGUGUAUGUGUAUUGUCUUGUCUCUUCUGAAAAAAAAACUAACAAAAACAUGACAAAAACAGAAAUUGCAAACAAAGAUACUGUUCAUUUAAACCUAAUAGUAAAUAGAAUGGCUGCAAAAAACAACUGAAGGAGGGGGGGAAUACAUAUAUAUAUACUGUAUGUGUAUAUAUAAUUUGAAUGUUUGGGAAGCGACAACACGGAACUCUUCAUGUUCAUCACUGUUCUUUCUCCAGUCCAACCUGCCCAGUCCUUGAAUGCCGCCCCGAGUCCACAUGACCUGUUCUCUGUCCACCCUGCUGAGAUGAUACAGUGUGGGAUCUCACGUUACUUGUGAUGUAUACAUAUAUUAGCUCCCUACAGGACGAACAUAAUUUACAGCCUCCUGCCAUGUUGAUAAACUGAUAUGUAAGGGUAAUAUCUAAGGACAUCGCCCUCGGGUGAUGUCCUCUUCCAGCCUCUUAAUUUCUGCUCCGUGUUCCCAUCAUCUUCUCUCUUGCUGUUCCUCAGUCCAUUUUGUUGUUUCCUUUGCUCACUUUGUCUCGUCUCGUCCCUUCUGGUCUUUCAUCGGUGGGCAUGUGUGUGUGUGUCAGCUUUUUAUUGGGGGGGGGAAAAGCUGAAUGCUUGUGAAGCAUUAACCCUUUAAAUGCCAUCAAACACACAAUGCACAGGCGGUGGCCCUUUAAGACUAACUUGUACUCACUUCAAACCCGCUCCUGCUCACGUGCCAUUGGGUCGUCUCCAUCAUGUACCAGUGCCCGCUCCAUGACUACUGUGGACAAAGAGAUUGUUUGAGAAUUGAUCUGUUGGAUGUUCGGUCCAGUCAUUUUUACAGAGAAGGGAGAAAAAAAAAACACUGUUUGAUGUUGAAAAGCUACCAACCACUGGAGCAAUCAGGCCAAUGUCUAAUGUCAGUGUUCAGUUUUAGUUUUAGGCCCAAAGCCCGCUCAGAUCUAUCAGGUACGACCAAUGAGAGCUUUUGUGUCAUGUCUUUGUGUCAAAUACAGUGCAUUCCCCAUCAUCAUGAUGUACACUUCGUUGAUUGGGAGACCUUAAAGGAGCAGUUUGACAUUUUGGAAAACGUGCUUAUUUCUUGCUGAGAAGAUGGAUACCACUCUCAUGUCUGUACGCUAAAUAUGAGGCUUCAGCCAGCAGCAGGUUAGCUUAGCUUAGCAUAAAGACUGGGGGAAACAGACAUUACACACAAACUAAAAGUGGGAUUGUUGUGACAGUGGAUUGUGCUGCAUGAAGGCAAUUUCUUUCUUGGCCGGGCUCAGUAACUGGAGUCUUGUCAUUAUAGCACAGCACAUAAACCCAUGUUAAACCAUGUUUUUAUACUUUCAUUAAUCUCCCUUAUACCUGUGGAUCGAACUAAUGAGAUCUAAUGUGUUAAUUUGCAAGCUUCAGAAAUGCUGGCAGAAGAAUUUUGGUACUUUCGGACAGAGUCAGGCUAGCUGUUUCCCCAUUUGCAGUCUUUAUGUUAAGCUAACCUAACCUUGUAUGUGUGAAGGCUUCACCUUCACACAUACAAGGGAGGUAUGUUCUAAUUGAACUCUCGGCAUGAGCGUAUUUUACUGAAAAUGUUGAACUAGUGCUUUGAGACAUAUCAUGGUGAAGCUGUCCAACGUAAAUAUGGCAAAACACGCUGCAUGAGCACAACCCGACAACAACAACAACAACAACAAAAAAUGUAAAAAAAAAAAAAAAAACAAAAGUAAAAAAAUCACAGAAAACAUUUGCAUA